Molecule: messenger RNA, 4624 nt
Organism: Chilo suppressalis (striped riceborer)
Lineage: Eukaryota; Metazoa; Arthropoda; Insecta; Lepidoptera; Crambidae
Source: the annotation of a GenBank genome assembly
GCUUUAUAUCCUGUUUCUAGUUAGUGAAGUGCUGAAAGGCAUUGCCUAUUUUCUUGCUAUGAUUUUGUGAAUAUGAUGUCACUUUUCUCUUUAGAACCUUGAAAACAUGAGUGCUAGUGUCGAAACGGACGUGUCCAGCCCUUUAUCCGAAGGGCAGAGCGGUACAUCGGAUAGAAUAUCCAAGUCAUCAUCCGAAAGCCAGAGUUUGAGCAAAAAUGAAGCAAUCGUUUCGGACCACGAAAACAAAGACAACAAGUCUGAACCGACGACACCAAAGCCCCAUCCUAUGGCCUUUACGAUAGAUUUUGGCAGUUCCAAGCCCUUCGAUAAUCGCAGACUGGAAGAGCUAGCCAAGAAAUCUCAGGCGAGACAUCAAAGAGUCCAGUCGAUGUCUGCAAACCUGACUAGGCCUGCACCAGCUGUUCAAAAACCUCCAAUGAGUGCGAAAUUGCCACGAAAGGCGCAAGGAUAUAACUCUGAAGGCUACUUCUCCUCAGACCAAGAAGAUAGUGGUCUGUCAGGUUCCAUAAAAUUGCGUCAGAGUCCCAUGUCUCAAAGUAUGUAUGUCACUUCCCCAACCAUCAACAGGCAUGUGAAAUCUCCAAUAGACUCAUUCCAGCAUAAAAGAAUAUCCAAAAGUCCUAUAGUUGAUAGUAUUAUGUCCAGAAGUGAUAACUUCACAUCGAGACAAGCUUUGAACUUGCCUUUGAAAAAUGCAAAUUCCUACACAAAAGAAGUUCAUAGAACACCAAGUUACGGUAAUUUAUCUUCUAGCUACCAAUCCAAAAAUAUGGCUGAUAUAAUGGACCAGAGUCCUGAGGGAGUGAUGCUCACUGAUAUCUCUAGUCCAGAACUAGAUGUUUUGACUCCUGACAAUGGUUUAUCGACACCUGAACAUUCAAAGAGCCCUCUCACUAGGAAAAGUAGAGCUUCUUCAGAAACACCUGACCUGUUCAAGAGGUGUGUACCAAAAGUAGAAUCUUUGUAUGUGGAUGAUGAGAUUGACAGAGUAUCAGAGAAUUCAUCAACAGGCACUUAUACAAUAGAAGGUGACAAUUACACUGAAGAACAAAAGGCUAGAAUGAGUAUUGAUAGGACAUUCGGCUCUAAUAUUAUCAAAGAAGAUAUAGAGGAGACUAUAAACAAAAGAGAAAGCACUGAAAGGGACCCAGAGCUAAUCUUUGACUUCCAAAACCCUAGAGUUAUCACAAAGGAACCUAGAAGAGAUGUAGGACUUAGGAGUCCAAUAUUAACAAGUAAUACUUUUGACAUGCCUAGUAAAGUUUCCAAAGACAAGAAUGUCUUAGAAAUCUCAUGUUGUUACGAAUCUCCUACUGAACAUGAUUUAGCUGCUCAGACUACUAAGCAGAUAAAAUCAACUCGGAGUUACUUGGAAAAGAUUAAGAAUAGGGUGCGCAAUAUAACUGAGAAAACGUUUCCUAAAUCUCCACCGAAGCAUGAAAUUGAUGCUGACGUGGGUAGUUUCACUUCUGUGACUACUUCCGGUGUACUGAGCUCGAAGAAUCCUCCAAAAAUAGAACCCCCAGUAAGGAGAAGGUGCAGUUUAACAAAAUCGGAAAUUGAUCAAACUGAUUACAUUCAUCGUUUAUCAAGAGAAUCAUCAGUGCCAGUAUCUUUACCGAGUAACAAGCCGUUAAUUUUCGAUAAUGCAAAAUUCGAGAGUACUGCAUUGAAAAAUGCUCAAAAAGCUUUAAGGGAUGACAGCGGAGUCUGCUCAGACGUAACACCAAACAAAGUUGUGGGGAGACUGUCACAUUUGAGCUUGAAUCGGUGUAAAGGUGACAAGACCUGGAUACAGGAUUGGGCUGAGAGUGUAAAGAAAUACAACAACAAUACUCUGGCUACAAAAGAUGAAUUGAACAGUACCUUUGUAGUUGACUUGGAUGCCGAUAGACCUCCAGUUAGCCCUCGACAUCAUCCAGGGAAACCCCGCAGCCCUCUUGGUGGUAGUACACCCACUAAGAUUCCCAGUCCGGUCGGCACGUUACUUCACAGGCGAACACCCGACUUAAUACCAACACAAGACACCGAAUCCUACUUACUGAAGACUCAAAACGCUAUCACCAAUCUACAAGCCAAACUACAAUCCUCUAGGACCAAUAACUUCAGCAACAUUCCCUCCCAACUCACCUCGAGUCUUAUCAGCGAGAAAACUGCAAUUUCCCGGCUCCCGAUCUCGCAGCUGUCUCGCUCCAACUCGCUCAAUUACCGCCUCAGAAGGAAAGAGAGCUCCGGUGACAGCAGCCCUCUAAGAAGUCCAGGUCAUUACGUCAUCACUGGCUCAAUGAAACUACCGGAAACCACUAAAAUACUACUAAACUCCGCCUCGAGGUCUUUGGACACCGACCGGCGGAAAGGUCGCGAUUCCAACAUGAACAGUCCGUCCUCGGAAAGAGGUUUGUUGAGUAACAGUUCGGAAGACAAAACACUGUCUAACAGGCCUCAAUACGACGUUGACGCAAUCCUAUCGCCGCACAGGAAAGCACAUGUCAGGCACAAAUCGUUCGAAGGCAGAAAUCAGAACGAUUUCUCCGCGAACGACGUGAGUAACGCCAAUCAAACAGUCUGUCUCAAAACUGUACUUAAGAACAACGCUUUGGAGACGGUGUACCCAAGAAUCGACCAAACCCGUUGCCUGGAUACCAAAAAACACCAAAGAGUCUUCAGUGAUGGCAACAAGCAGUUCAAACCGCAAACCGCUUUCGGUACGUCCAUUAAAAGGUCUAGUUCUUUCAGUACGGUAAAUAAGAAUAACAAUUAUCUAGAACCAAUUAGAAUAAAUAGAAGACAGAGCAAUCAUUCGGAGGAGUACAAAGACGAUUAUUUAUCAGAUGAAUCGGAUAAUGCGUCGUUCGAUAAAACUCAAGAUCUGAGGUACAAGAGGGUGGUUAACAGAGGUAGAAUUGAUUCUCCGGAUUUGAAAUCGAUAGCGCCAGCUAACUCGCCGAGAUGUCCGAACACGCCGGAGAUGCAGAGGAAAUUUGGGCCUGGGUUGGUAAGGAAUUCGGUUAGAGUGACGAAUAAAGAGAGAGCUGUGAACACCAGGUUGUCGGAACCACCAAUGGCUAAAGACGAGAGGACGAGGCCCACUAGUCACCAGAGUAGAAGAAUAUCGGAGCCGACGAGGCAAGCUGUGUUGAACAGGCUCACAAAGUCAAGGUCUUCGACGCGAGAACUGCAACCAAAGUGCCAGGAAAAAGGUCAGAAGAAACCGAGUCAGUACCGGUCUUCGUCAGCGCUAGCCACCAAAGAGGUCGAGUUCUCCAACUGGAAGAAGAGGUCCUCGUAUGACCCGAUGAAGGCGGCGCAGGAAGGCCGUAGGAGGCAGCAGCAAGCCAAAAGGGUUGACAACAACAAGGAUGAUCUUAGCUCGCCUAGCCAUUCUUCGCCCGUCCACCGUUCGCAGUCCUUCCACACGACCAACAUAGCAGACCUGGAAACCCUGGAGUAUUCAUCGGAAGAUGACCAGCUCACGUUACCCGUUGAUCCGAUGGUCACUUCAACCCACUCAGACAUCCUGGAUAGUAGACCAAGAGGUUCUGAUAUCAAGGAGAGUUUGAGGAGACAAGCCAUGACAAACGAUGUGGUCUUCUCAAGGGAUUAUAUCACUAAUUUCCAGGUAAACCAACCCACAGAUAAAAAGCGCCGUUCCGAAGCGGACAAGCGUAAGACCUUCAUAAUGGACGACAUAACGCCGACCAGAGAGAACGUAGACUUCCUGCCGAAGCGAGACGAGGCCGUAGACAAACGGAAGACGUUCAUACUGGACAGCGACACCAAUUCCACCACCAACGGGAGUAGUCCGAGGAACUCUUCCAUUUUUAGCCACGAGAAAAAUUCGUUGACUACCGGCACCAGUGACACAGAAGGUGAGAGCGGUCCCGAGAGCGCCCCCGUAGUGCUCCGGCCCCGAGCCCUACAUACCAACCCUAAGCACAGGUACAGCGGGGACUACAGCGUAUCGUCGUCCACGACUAGCGCGAGUCACCGGCGUAACGCUAGCGUAACGAGCGCUAACGUGACGGCCAGCGUCCAGCCCCGGUACCUGGACAUAUCGCGGUACCGGGCCGACGCCGCGCCCAAACCGGGCCCGACUCGACGACACCACGUCGCCGACACCAGGCCUGUUAGCAAGGGAAGCGCUCAGCACUUGGAAAUGGAACAAAAGAAGCAAGAGUUAGAGAAGUGGAAACGCAGGGCAUCCUACGACCCGCGCAAAGCAGCCGCCCUAGGGAAGACCACCAAGCCACCGCCCAAAACCGCCAGCAGCGUUCUGCGAUCUCAAUCCUUCCACGGACCAGUAUUAGUGUCGACUACGUUGCGGUACCAACCAGCGCCGACACAAAUUACUGAGAGCUACGACGCUUCGAGCGACAACGACUUUUAACGCGAACGCUCUCGGUCGAAAAUGCGAUGGCAAACAUGUGAUAAAAUGUGUGUGCGUGCGGACGGAUAUGUAUGAGGAAUGCACGGGAUUUAUAUACUUGCAAGAAACGCGAGGGUCAAAUUAUUGUUAUACAGAUGUUGGAUUGGAAUUGAGUUAGGUGUUCCUUUGCCUAAUUAAAAAAAAUAAAAUAUUCGCUUUGACACAUCGUUUCGCGCC